GCCGCGUCAAUGUCUGCGCCGACGUCGACACCACGACCCUACACAACAUGGCAAGGCUGGCGCUGGAGAUGUGCCCAUCACGCGAGCUGCCGACUAGGCGCACACACAUCUACACGGACGGCAGCUACAACGGCAUCCCACAUACAGCCGCCUGGGCAGUAGUUAUUGUCGACGAGUACGACGACGGGCGCAACUCACGAGGCCCGUUUGGCUUUCGGGGUUUCAUUGCUGGCAAGGUCACCGAGUCCCUAGACGACAUGGCAAACAACGAGAAGGUGACGGCAUACACAGCUGAGCUCACGGCAGUACUUUGGGCACUAAUGUGGGCCCUUGGUCAAGACACCGCCGCGCCCAUCGAGGUGACGCCCGACGCCCUCAACGUUAUCAACCUGGCCAAAGAUGCGGUCAAGGCCGCAUACCCUCCCAUGCGGAACCAAGACUUCAUCAUCGGGGCCACUCAGCCGCAAGCAGCCCCAUGUGCGAUCCAGAGGCCCAUCAGCACCACCACCAUCAAGGCCGACCUCAACGUGAAUUUGUGCACCUACAACUGCAGAUCACUCAGGGCCGCCGUCAGCUUCAAGUCGGGCAAAGGCAAGGCGGCCGGCAAAAGCAAGCAGAGCAUCUCCAAGGUUACGCACCUAGCAGCACAGUUUGCUGACAUGGGCCUGCACGUCGGGGCCCUCCAGGCACAGACAUGGUCAUCGCCUCAGCAUUUGCACCCCACGAAGACUCCCAUGCGGCUGAGAAGAGAGAAUUCAUGGGAGUCUGCUCAGCGAUUGUCUGCCAAGUACCGUGUGGACAUCUUUAUGGGGGACCUGAACGGGCGUCUUGGCGACUACGAGUCCCCAGGAGUUGGCACCAGUGGGUGCCCAGAAGCGACCAACGGCAAUGGCAAGCACAUCAUCAGGCUCGCAGCCGACACCGACAUGGAAGUCAUCAACACCACGAAGGAUCCAGGCAACAACUCGUUUACGCAUAUCGGAUCGAAGGGGCAGCGCCGCAGGAUAGACUACAUCCUGCUGAGCUUCUCGAUCGCCCCGUACGUUGCGAGCUGCAGCACGGAGCCAGGUCUUGACCGAGGCACAGCUGCACAAUACCACAUACCAGUACUCGCCACCCUCAAGUGGGCCGUCUGCAAGACCACCAAGGCCUCAGGACCGCGGCCCGAUCUGACCAACUUAAACAACGAUGUCGCCAAGGCCAGCUUUAAGGAGAUUCUCAAGCAGGCCCCGAUCAUCCCCUGGGAGGUGGACGUCAACACCCACUGCGAGGAGGUCACCAGAGUCGUCAACAACGCGGCCAUCCAGGCCUUCGGCAAGGCCGUCAAGGCAGCGAGGAAGCCCUACGUCACCAAGACUACCAUGGGCCUAAUCCGAGCCAGACGCCUCGCACUUCGAGUCCAUCGCGCAGUGCUCAGAGGAGAAGCCCAUGACGACCGACCUGGACGACUAGUAGCCCACGCCCACUCUCUUCUUGGAGGCGAGGUCGGGGCCUCACUGGCCCUGUGGAGCAGAGAGCGUGGCGACGACGAUGGCACCAUCCACGACAUCCACGACUACGCGCACCUCCUCCUGAACUGGACGAUCUCGCCCAUGGUCUACGCCAUGGCCAUCCUUUCCUUCCUCAGCAGGUCUGGGCUCCUCGUUGCCUCGGCCGUCGAGAAGGACGCCUCAGCUGCGUCCUCCGCCUCCGCUGCGAACGACGCUGCGGCCCAGUGGAAGGCCUACCGCGACCUACUAAGGUAUGGCGGGAGGAAGGCGAAGUUCCCAGCAGGAAAGCCGAUGCGGCUCGACAAGGAUGGAGAGGUGAUCCACAACUCCCAGGACAUGGCGGACCAGGAGCUCAACCAUUUCGCGAAGAUACAGGCGGGCAAGAUCGUGACAGCGGAUGAUCUUGCCAACAAGUAUAAUCAUGACAGCAAGACCAGGCCUUUCGACGGCAUGCUGGAUCUCUCCAUGGUGAUUCCCAUGGCCGUCUGCCAGGCCCAGUUCGCUGCGGCCAAGGCUGGGACGCAAGGAGGCCCUGACGGGCUCACGAACGCCGUCCUCAGGGCGGCUCCUACAGAGGCAGCAGGGCUACUGCACCCCCUCUUCACCAAGGUGGCGACCACCGUACGGGAGCCGCUGAGCUUCAAGGGCGGGGACCUGAUCCUCUUAAACAACGUCCUGGGCAAGCACCACCAUAAAUACCUGAGGGCUAUGCUCAACACUACCCUCGCCAUAGCGCUGGAGGACAUCCAGGUUGGCGGCCGGCCCAAGCUAGGGGCUGACAUGGCGGUCCUAGCAGCGCGCCUCUUCACAGAAAGAAGCCAGGCCCAAGGGAAGUGCUCCAUGAUCAGCUGCUACGACUUAAAGGAAGCCUUCUACUCGGUUGUAGUCCAGCUGGUCCAUGGCAUCCCAGGCGAGGAGGACGAGGUCAAGGAGGUGCUAGAAAACCUCGAAGUUCCCCUUUGGGCCCAGCCACAAUUGGAGCACCUCAUGGCCAACCCAGGGAUACUCGACACAGUGUUGGACGGCUCCCACCUGGCUGCCCUCAUUGCAGAAGGGUACCGUAACAGGUGGACAUCGCACAGGUUCUCCCAGAACCUCAUGGCGCCGCACAAGGGCACGUGGCCUGGCGUGCCCCUAGCCGACGCGGACUUCAAUCUGCUCUUCGGCCGA
This is a messenger RNA of Prorocentrum cordatum, 2660 nucleotides long. The record is from the annotation of a GenBank genome assembly. Lineage: Eukaryota; Dinophyceae; Prorocentrales; Prorocentraceae.